AUGACGUCAAAUCAUCUGGCGUCGUCGUUUACGUCCUCUUUCGAAAUUGGUGUCGUUGCAAAAGGAAGAAAUCAUCGUCGUCGUUAUUAUUAUUGUCUUAAAAGCGAGCCGAUGAUGCGUCGGCAGAAAAGAAGAUAUGGAGACGAGGACAUCGUCCUCGACGAGAGAAGAAGUAGUUUAAGUAGGAGAAGAAGAAGAAGAAACCAAAUUCGAGCAUCCGCGUCGUCGUCCACGACGCAUUCGGAAUACAUCGAGAACGCCGCCUCCAUCGCGCGAACGAAAAACACGGAAACGAACAUCCAAUCUUUGCUGCGAGUGUUACAAGCGAAAGAAGGUUUGGAAAUCGUGGAACCGAACCAGAGGAGAAACGUGCACCCGCUGGUGGUUCCGGUCGCGAAAGAGUUGGCGACAUCGACGACGAUUGGGAUUUACAUUCCACACGACGACGUGGAUUCGUUAAGCAUCGUUCGCGUGUCCUCGUGCGGGAAGUUUUUGACGCUUUUAGCGAGAAAUCCAAAGGAGUUUAUCCACCGCGAGAUUGUCGUCGAGGAAGCGGCGACGGACGGCGCGGAGAGAGCGCUGUUUGACGCCAGCGGAGAAGUCGGGAAGAACGCGUACGAGUUAAACGACUAUUCAGAAAAGAAGGGAAAGUUGACCUUGGACCAAUAUUUGACGAUGAAAGUUGGGAGGUUUCCGAGCUCUUUGAGAGGUUUAGUCGAGCGGCAUUUGGAGAGGAAAGACGAAGAGUCCGCGUUGGUCGCGUGCGACGUGUUUAAGAAUCAGUUUCAAAAUUGGGGCGAAGUGUACGCGUUUAUUUCAGACGUGUACGCGUCGUUGAAUCGAAUGGAAGAGGCGAGAGAUUUCGCGCGAUCGGGCGUGCAGUGUCCUUGGUCGACGUUUGAAACCCGAGAAUCGCUCGAUCGGAUGAUUGAAAGAGCCGGUUGGGGCGAGACGAGCUCGGUGGCUGAGAUUAGAAAGAUUUUAGACACGAGGAAAGGACCGGGUAGAGAUCAAUUCGUGGACGAGAGUAAAGAAAAAGUGAAAGCUGAGGAAGACGCGGAAGAUUGCUUGAACGCGAUGGCGAACGGGGAGAAGGCGAUUGUAGAUACGGUCAUUCAACUGGCUGAAUGUUACUCGAGAGCGGGGAAGGAGAAACACGCAAAGUUUGUCAUGUGUGCGAGCUCGCCGUUUUGA
Bathycoccus prasinos is the source of this 1194-nucleotide messenger RNA. RefSeq lists its product with no specific name. NCBI's taxonomy places the organism in Eukaryota, Viridiplantae, Chlorophyta, Mamiellophyceae, Mamiellales, Bathycoccaceae. Bases 1 to 1194 code for a protein of 397 amino acids. The transcript has a single exon. The record is from RefSeq and is a predicted model, not a curated record.